AUGGCUGAAUUCGUAAAGUUGUCAAUCUUUGGAACUGUCUUUGAAGUGACAACGAGAUAUGUUGAUUUACAACCAGUUGGCAUGGGUGCUUUUGGUCUUGUUUGCUCUGCCAAAGAUCAAUUGACUGGAAUGAACGUGGCAAUUAAGAAGAUUAUGAAACCUUUUUCUGCACCUGUCUUGGCAAAGAGAACGUACCGUGAGUUGAAGUUGUUGAAGGCUCUUCGUCAUGAAAAUAUCAUUAGUUUAAGUGAUAUCUUUAUUUCACCUUUGGAAGACAUUUAUUUCGUUACAGAACUAUUAGGAACAGACCUACAUCGUUUAUUACAAUCACGCCCCUUAGAAAAGCAGUUUAUUCAAUACUUUCUUUAUCAAAUUCUGAGAGGUUUGAAAUAUGUUCACUCUGCUGGAGUAAUUCAUAGAGACUUGAAACCAAGCAAUAUUUUGAUCAACGAAAACUGUGAUCUCAAGAUUUGUGAUUUCGGUUUGGCGCGUAUUCAAGACCCACAGAUGACAGGUUAUGUCUCUACCAGAUAUUAUCGUGCACCAGAAAUCAUGUUGACUUGGCAAAAGUACGAUGUUGCUGUCGACAUUUGGAGUGCUGGCUGUAUCUUUGCUGAAAUGCUGGAAGGAAAGCCAUUGUUCCCCGGAAAAGAUCACGUUCACCAGUUCACAAUCAUUACCGAGCUUUUGGGUACACCACCUGAUGAUGUGAUUGCAACUAUUUGCAGUGAAAAUACACUUCGAUUCGUAAAGAAUUUACCAAAGCGUGAUCCAGUUCCUUUCUCGCAGAGAUUUGUUGGUCAAGAUCCUCAAGCUAUUGACUUGCUGGAAAAGAUGCUCACUUUUGAUCCUGCCAAGCGUAUUACAGCAGAAGAGGCAUUAUCUCAUCCUUACCUCGCUCCUUAUCAUGACCCUACAGAUGAACCUGUGUCCCCCGAAAAGUUUGAUUGGUCAUUCAACGAAGCUGAUUUACCUAUUGAUACAUGGAAAGUUAUGAUGUACUCUGAAAUCUUGGACUUCCAUAAUGUGGAUAACAUAGAUGGAACCCAAUUCUUGGGAACGCCUUUGACAGGUCCAACUAUGGAAAACCCUGAUGGUAACAUUGAUACCUCUACAUUUCAACAACCUUCUCAGCAAUAA
Molecule: messenger RNA, 1140 nt
Organism: Rhizopus microsporus ATCC 52813
Lineage: Eukaryota; Fungi; Mucoromycota; Mucoromycetes; Mucorales; Rhizopodaceae
Product: mitogen activated protein kinase
Exons: 10
Coding region: 1-1140 (379 amino acids)
Biological process (GO): osmosensory signaling pathway; protein phosphorylation; stress-activated MAPK cascade
Cellular component (GO): cytoplasm; nucleus
Molecular function (GO): ATP binding; MAP kinase activity
Source: RefSeq, a predicted model, not a curated record